Chenopodium quinoa (quinoa) is the source of this 3702-nucleotide messenger RNA. RefSeq names its product nardilysin-like. Gene Ontology annotation, molecular function: metal ion binding; metalloendopeptidase activity. Gene Ontology annotation, cellular component: cytosol. Lineage: Eukaryota; Viridiplantae; Streptophyta; Magnoliopsida; Caryophyllales; Amaranthaceae. The coding region runs from base 167 to 3253 and encodes 1028 amino acids. Gene Ontology annotation, biological process: proteolysis. The record is from RefSeq and is a predicted model, not a curated record. The transcript has 19 exons.
GGAAAAAAAAUUGUUCCAUGAAAUAAGGGUACGCUGCAGCCAGGCAGCGCAAAUUAGGAACCCUCUAUUUGAAGAAAACAAAAUCCUGUCUAGCGGCGGCGAACGACAGUGUGCGAGAACAUCUCAACCUCAUUCAUUCUCCAUUUCCGAAACUAUCGCCGCCGAAAUGACGGUCGGAGGUGUGACAUUCUCGUCGGAUAAUCUUGUUAAGAAGUCGCCCAAUGACAGGCGUUUAUACAGAUACCUUCGACUUCAUAAUGGUCUUUGUGCUUUGCUUGUUCAUGAUCCUGAGAUUUAUUCUACUCCUGAUGUUGAUGAUAAUGGUGAUGGUUCUGAGGAGGAUGACGAUGAUGACGACGAGGAGGAUGAUGAUGAUGAAGAUUACGACGACGAUGAGGAAGAUGAUGAAGAAGAUGAUGAAGAAGAAGAUGAGGAUGAUGAUGAAAGUAGGAAGGAAAAGGGGAAGAAAGCUGCUUCUCAAACUAAAAAGGCUGCAGCAGCAGUUUGUGUUGGGAUGGGGAGCUUCUCUGAUCCCUAUGAAGCACAGGGUCUUGCUCAUUUUUUAGAGCACAUGCUGUUCAUGGGUAGUGCUGAGUUUCCGGAUGAAAAUGAGUAUGAUAGUUACUUGUCCAAGCACGGGGGUUCAUCAAAUGCAUACACAGAGGCAGAGCAUACUUGCUAUCAUUUUGAUGUCAAGCGAGAGUUUCUCAAAGAUGCCUUGAGAAGAUUUUCUCAGUUCUACAUCUCACCUUUAGUGAAAAAUGAAGCCAUGGAGCGAGAGGUACUGGCAGUUGAUUCAGAGUUUAACCAAGCUUUGCAAAGUGAUACUUGUCGUCUUCAACAACUCCAGUGCCAUACUUCUGUGCCGGGUCAUCCUUUUAACAGGUUCUUCUGGGGGAACAAGAAGAGUUUGUAUGAUGCCAUGGAAAAAGGGAUUGAUUUGCGACAAAGGAUUAUGAAGAUGUAUGAAGAUAACUACUGUGGUGAAAUUAUGAAAUUAGUCAUCAUUGGUGGAGAGUCGCUUGAUGUACUGCAGAGUUGGGUCCUUGAAUUGUUUAGUAACGUGAAGAAAGGCCCUUCCUCUGGACUGGAGAUUAAUCAUGAAGGCCCUAUCUGGAAUGCUGGCAAGCUAUACAGACUGGAGGCUGUUAAAGAUGUUCACAUCCUUGAGUUAUCAUGGAAACUGCCAUGUCUUCGCAAAGACUAUCUGAAGAAAUCUGAAGAUUACUUGGCUCAUCUAAUAGGACAUGAGGGUAGUGGAAGCUUGCAUUUCUUUUUGAAGAGUAAAGGAUGGAUAACAUCCAUAUCAGCUGGUGUAGGAGAUGAUGGAAUGCAACGAUCUUCUCUAGCCUAUAUAUUUGGCAUGUCUAUAUACCUUACUGACUCUGGAUUGGAUAAGAUCUAUGAGAUUAUUGGAUUUGUAUAUCAAUACCUCAAACUACUGCGCCAAGCUCCUCCUGAAGAUUGGAUAUUUAAGGAACUCCAGGAUAUUGGAAAUAUGGAAUUUAUAUUUGCUGAGGAACAGCCUCAAGAUGAUUAUGCUGCUGAACUUGCAGCAAACUUGCUUGUAUAUCCACCGGAGCAUGUUAUCUAUGGUGAAUAUGCAUUUGAAGAUUGGGAUGCUGAAAAGAUAAAAUUCAUUCUUAAUUUCUUCGUCCCAGACAAUAUGAGGGUUGACAUAUUAUCCAAGUCCUUUGGCAAAUCUGGAGAUGUCUUGUGUGAGCCAUGGUUUGGAGCAAGAUACACUGAAGAAGAUAUUGCUUCAUCUAUGAUGGAUUUGUGGAGGGACCCUCCAGCAAUAGAUGGAUCUUUGCAUCUGCCUGGAAAGAAUGAUUUCAUUCCAGUUGACUUCCCUGUGCAUGCUGAUAGUGUGUCUGAAGAUUUUGUUGGUGGAUCUUAUCCAAGAUGUAUACUUGAUGAAGUAUCAAUGAAACUCUGGUUCAAGCUUGAUAAGACCUUUAAACUUCCACGAGCAAAUACAUAUUUCCGUAUCAAUUUGAAGGGUGCUUAUGCAAGUGUGCGAAGCUGUCUCUUGACCGAAUUGUUUGUUCUUCUUCUGAAAGAUGAGCUGAAUGAAAUUAUUUAUCAGGCUAGCAUAGCCAAAUUAGAAACUUCAAUAUCUGUUUAUGGCGAUCAACUUGAGCUAAAGGUUUACGGUUUCAGUGAAAAAGUUCCGCUUUUACUUUCAAAGAUAUUGGCUGUAGCAAAAUCUUUUUCACCGAAAGAGGAUCGAUUUAAGGUCAUUAAAGAGAACAUGGCGAGGAAUUUCAGGAACACAAAUAUGAAGCCUUUAAACCAUGCAUCAUAUCUGAGAUUGCAAAUCCUAUGCAAAACUUUUUGGGAGGUGGACGAGAAGCUACAGUGCUUAGCUGAUUUGUCCCUUGCUGAGUUGCAGGCUUUCAUUCCAGAGCUUCUUUCUCAGUUAUAUUUUGAGGGUCUCUGUCAUGGUAAUUUACUAGAAGAAGAAGCCAUCAAUGUGUCAAAGAUAAUUCAUAGCUACUUUUCGGUACCCGCAAUUCCUGUGGAGAUGAGGCAUAAAGAACAAGUUUUGUGUCUUCCUUCUGCAGCAAACCUUGCUAGAGAUGUCCGUGUAAAAAAUAAGCUGGAAGUAAACUCUGUGAUUGAGCUUUAUUACCAAAUUGAGCCAGAAAAGGCUGUGGAUUCACUUAAGCAGAAAGGCUUCUCUGAUUUGUUUGAUGAGAUUGUGCAAGAGCCAUUUUUUAAUCAGCUAAGGACAAAGGAGCAGCUUGGUUAUGUUGUUGAAUGCAGCCCACGGACUACAUACCGUGUCUUUGGUUUUUGCUUCUGCAUUCAAUCUUCCGAGUAUAACCCCUUAUAUUUGCAAGGAAGGAUUGAUAACUUCAUCAAUGGCGUGAAGGACAUGCUGGAAGGACUUGAUGAUGGAUCCUUUGAGAGCUACAAAAGCGGGUUAAUUGCAAAAUUACUUGAGAAAGAUUCAUCGUUGUCAUGUGAGACUAGCCGGUUAUGGAAUCAAAUUGUAGAUAAGAGGUAUAUGUUCGAUUUUUCAGAAAAGGUGGCAGAAAUCGUGAGGAAUAUUAAUAAAAGUGACUUAAUUGACUGGUUUAGUAAAUAUUUCCGGAAGGAAUCCCCCAAGUGCCGGAGGCUUGCUAUCCGAGUUUGGGGUUGCGACACAGACUUAAAAGAGGCUGAAGCACAGGGCAGGUCUGUGGAAGUCAUUGACGACUUUGCUGCAUUCAAAACAUCUUCCAAGUUCUAUGCAAGUAUUUGUUGAAUAAACUGGCAUCAAACAUGAUGAAGCAUUUGUCGACUGGGAGUCUCAUAUUAGCUUUCAGUCAGGUGCUGAAGAUGAGGUUGAGGUCUUGUGUAUGGUAGUGAAUAUGCACAGGAAUGUGAGGGUAAAAUUGGGCUCAGAAGCAGGGGCCUUGCCAAUGCGCUCCAUCUUUCCUUUCACUGCUUUGCAUAGCUAUGCAGAGGGUCCUGACCAUCCAGAGAGAAUGGUUCUUGUACUGUGAACUAUACAGGAUUUCAGAGCUUCCUGUACUAUUUGCUUGAAACUUCGGACAGGCUACCUCAUAUAUUACUUAAGAAGCAGAGUUAGGACUUUGUUUUUGAUGGGAGUAAUAUAAAAUUUUGAGGUGUUAAUGGAGGUGUACAACGCAUUUGUUAAAUAUGCUAUUUUAUCAUUGGUUAAUCUGAAAAAUUUAAACCAUAAAACUUCAA